Paramecium tetraurelia is the source of this 2316-nucleotide messenger RNA. RefSeq lists its product as uncharacterized. The record is from RefSeq and is a predicted model, not a curated record. The transcript is spliced from 6 exons. Lineage: Eukaryota; Ciliophora; Oligohymenophorea; Peniculida; Parameciidae. Gene Ontology annotation, molecular function: hydrolase activity; protein binding.
AUGACGGAUAGUUUUUAAAAGGUCAAAGUGUAUGGAUAAUUGCCAUCAGAGAGGUUUGGACACACAAUGACAUAUAUUGAGAAAGGAAAAGCAAUAUUAUUUGGUGGCAAGGAGUGUUAAAUAUAAGAUACUACAAACAGUACUGGGAUAUACAGAUUUGCAGAAGACAUAUUCUCAUUAGACAUUCUGACAAAAUAAUGGAAUAGUGUUAAAGUGUAGGGAACUGUGCCUAAGCCAAGAGCAGCACAUGCAGCAGUGUGUAUUGAGAUAAAUUAAAUAGUAAUUUACGGAGGAGAGACAGGAGGUGGUAGUUUGGCAUCAGAUGAUUUAUACUUGUUAGAUUUAAGAUCAGCAGAUGAUAUUGGAGAAUGGAGUGUAGUAUCAGUAGUUGGAAUAACUCCAGGAAGGAGGUAUGGACAUACACUAACAUAUUCUAAACCAUUUUUGAUUAUAUUUGGAGGAAGUACAGGGCAGGAACCAAUUAAUGAUUGCUGGUGUAUUAAUGUUGAAAAGAAUCCUUUUGUUUGGGUGAAAAUAGAAUGCUAAUCUGAAUAACCAAUGGCUAGAGUUUAUCAUUCCGCCAGUGUUUGUACAAAUGAUGUUGCAAAUGAAACACUUAUAAUCUUUGGAGGCCGUUCAAAGGAUUAGCAAGCAUUGAAUGAUACAUGGGCAUUGAAAAGGCAUAGAGAUGGAAGAUGGGAUUGGAUGAGAAUUAUAUAUAAGCCUGAUAAAGAGUAACCAAAAGGUAGAUAUUAACAUACUAGUUUGUUUUUCUAUAGCAUGCUAUUUAUAAUUGGAGGCAAGACUGGGAAUUUAAAUGAGAUGCUCACAAUAAAUGUUUUUGACACUUAAACUUAGGAAUGGUCUAAAUUUAAAAGUAUUUAGAGAUUCAAACAUUCUUCUUGGAUAGUUGAAACGAAUAUAUUUAUCUAUGGUGGAUUCGGAUUAAGCUCUCCUGAUAUCCCUACUGGUGCCAUUUCUCUAAUCAAUUUAAACAACUUAUUAUUGCCAAGCAAACCUUUAAGCAAUAAGCUAGCCUAAUAUGCAUUAAAAAAUCCUCGUUCAACUGCUUCUUGUAGAACACAAAAUUGUUAAAUUAUUACUCAGAAGCCUUAUAUUAAAAAUCAAGUUGAACCUUCUUUUAAAUUCAGUAAUUAAGCAAUUGUGGCAGAAGAACACAAUUAAUCAAAAUCUUAGAAUAAAAAACCGAUGCCUCCUUAAAUUGUUCAACUUAAAAAUAUUGCUGAUCUAUUCCUUAAUAAACUGCUAUAACCAAAAACCAUUUUAAACCUUCAAGAAAACACUAAAUUUUUAUUUAAAGCGUAAGAUAUUAUUUUGCUCUGUGAUUAAGCUGAAGCAAUUAUAAAAGAACAACCUAUUCUCCUAAGGUGCAAUGCUCCUAUUAAAAUUUUUGGGGACAUUUAUGGACAAUAUUCAGAUUUAAUGAGGUUCUUUGAUUUAUGGGGGUCUCCAUUUUUAGAUGGUAAGGAUGGCGAUAUUGAAGCAUUUGACUAUAUGUUUUUAGGAAAUUUUGUUGAUCGAGGUAGCCAUUCGCUGGAAACCAUUUGCUUACUAUUGGCUUUGAAAGUUAGAUAUCCAGAUUCGAUCCAUUUAAUUAGAGGGAAUCAUGAAGAUAAAUAGAUUAAUAAUUAAUUUGGAUUCUCAGAAGAGUGUGCUAUGAGAUUAAAUGAAGAUCCAAAUGCUGAUGAUUCUGUAUUUGCAAGAGUUAAUAGAUUAUUUGAAUGGCUACCAUUGGCUGCAAUUGUUGAAGGUAAAGCAUUCUGUGUACAUGGUGGUAUUGGUGGUUUUUUAGCUUAUGCGACAUAGAUUGAAAAUAUAAAGAGGCCUCUUGAAAUCGUACAUGAAGUCACAAAUUAUGAAGAAUAAAUUGUUAUUGAUAUUUUAUGGUCUGAUCCUACAGAUUCUGAUGCUGAUUUUGGAAUAUAGCCAAACUUAACCAGAGAUCCGAAUGGCAAUUCGAAUCUUGUAAAAUUCGGUCCUGAUAGAGUCAUCCAGUUUCUUUUAGUAAAUCAACUCAAUCUUAUAAUUCGUUCUCAUGAAUGUGUUAUGGAUGGAUUCGAAAGAUUCGCAGGUGGUCAAUUAUUAACUGUAAAUAGUACUAUUGAUGAAUGUGGCAAACAUAAAAAUAAAGGAGCAAUUCUAGUUAUAAAAAAAAAUUUAGAAAUCGUUCCUAAACUAAUUGAUCCAAAACCAUACAAUUCUAAUAAUUGGAUUGAAAAUGAUGAAUCAAUAAAUGAUAGGUCCCCAUUAUCACCUCAUUGGAAAAACUAAAGUCAAAGAAGAUGUUACAAAUGA